This is a messenger RNA of Ananas comosus (pineapple), 1567 nucleotides long. Its product is annotated as UMP-CMP kinase 3-like. NCBI's taxonomy places the organism in Eukaryota, Viridiplantae, Streptophyta, Magnoliopsida, Poales, Bromeliaceae. Gene Ontology annotation, molecular function: ATP binding; UMP kinase activity. The transcript is spliced from 8 exons. Gene Ontology annotation, cellular component: nucleus; cytoplasm. The record is from RefSeq and is a predicted model, not a curated record. Gene Ontology annotation, biological process: UDP biosynthetic process; CDP biosynthetic process; 'de novo' pyrimidine nucleobase biosynthetic process. Bases 579 to 1262 code for a protein of 227 amino acids.
UGCAUGCUUUAGUUAUGAAUGCUUAUUUAUAUUUUGGAGUCUGGAGAAAUGUUAAUCUUAUAUUUUACCUCCUGCGAUAUUAUGGAAGCAUAUUUUUGGUCGUUUGAAGCUUUUGAGGUUAUUCCUAGAGCUAGAUGCUAUAAAGAUGAGUUGUAGGUUUUACGAGUUUAAUGUAAUCUUGAUAAAAUUUCUACGAAUUCUUUCUUAUAAUUUUCUCAGUUAUCCAAUCCUUCAAAUUUUUUAGGAUUCCUCUGUUUGUUAACUUACGGAUGCUAAGGGGUUCUUGAAGCACAUGGCAAUCUCCCCUCGUUUUAUUCUCCCUGUCAAAUUUUGAUUUCUAAAAAAAUUAUAAAAAGGUAUUGAGUCGGUUCACACGGGCUUCGGAGGUGCACCAGGUGCACGCAAUCUCUUUAACCAAAAAGCUACACGCCGGAAUGCGCAUGCGCGGGUGAUUAAAUGAAUUAUCGAUCGCGUUGCAUACCCGCUUUACCGCAAUAGCAAAAUUCUGCGCUCGAGCGCAUCCCCAAUCCCUACGCCCUAACCCUAGAUUUUUAGAGAAAGCGACAGGAUUGAUCACCAUGGGAAUCAUCGAUUGUGAUAACGCUUCGAUAUCAUGUACUCUGAAUUUGAAUGAGGAUGCAAGUGAAGGCACCUCAAAUGGAGUCUUUUGUAUAUUCGUUUUAGUCUUUUCAGGUGGUCCUGGAAGCGGCAAGGGCACCCAAUGCCCCAAGAUUGUCGAACAUUUCGGGUUUACUCAUCUCUGUGCUGGUGAUCUACUUCAAGCGGAAGUCGAGUCUGGAUCUGAAAAUGGAAAAAUGAUUGAACAAUUUAAGAAGGAAGGUAAAAUUGUGUCCUCUGAGGUAACCGUUAAGCUUCUGCAGAAUGCCAUGCAGAAGAGCACAACCAAAAAAUUCGUCAUUGACGGCUUUCCACGCAACGAAGAAAAUCGUGCUGCAUUUGAGAAUAUUGUUAAGAUCCAGCCAGACUUUGUACUGUUUUUUGAUUGUUCGCAAGAGGAAUUGAUACGGCGCCUUUUGAAUAGAAACCAGGGAAGAGUUGAUGAUAAUAUUGAAACCAUAUCAAAGCGACUUAGAGUUUAUUUUGACUCCACCUUACCAGUAAUUGAUUAUUACAGUUCAAGAGGAAAAGUUCACAAGAUUGAUGCUCAAAGGCCCGUUGAAGAAGUGUUUGAUGAUGUCAAGAGAGUCAUCUACAAACAUUAUUCACAAAAACAGGGGAUAAAGACCUUCACUCUGAUCUAAUCACUUGCGAAAUUUAAGUACUCCGCAUCGACCUCAAUCCGAUUAGUAUUUUUGUUAGAUGCAUUUCCUUAUAUUUCUAAGUUUUUUUGUUCAUCAUUAUCUAAGGAUUUGAGACAUUAUCUUCAAAUAGACCUAUACAACUGUUUUUAUUAGAUGUGCAAACGAGGCUGAUCUGGAUUCCACGCCUCUGGUCCUGUUUUUUUUUUAGAAUUAGGACGGAUUCAUAAUAGAUUAUUAUUUUUUUAAUAUUUUUUGUUCUCAUCAUUUCAUUCAUAAUGGAUGGGAACAAGCGAAUUUUCGAUAAA